Molecule: messenger RNA, 2199 nt
Organism: Notodromas monacha
Lineage: Eukaryota; Metazoa; Arthropoda; Ostracoda; Podocopida; Cyprididae
Source: the annotation of a GenBank genome assembly
UUCUCGCAAUGAUGUGAAGUUUUUCUUUUCUACUUUCAAAUCUUACAGUAAUUUGGUUUCAAAUCUGUGGAAUGCAACUUUAGCCUCUUCUUCCCUUAAGAAAAAACCUUCGCAAACUCUUUCUUUCUCUCUCUGUUUUUUUUUCGCUGAAAAUUUUUGUUGCAUGAAUCUCGAGGAUGAAAUUGUAGAGAGUCUUUGGAUAAACCUUGUGAGGGAACCAUGACGGAAUUUGAGUCGAGAGACGAUUCGCAGCUCGAGCUGGAAUCCAGGCCCGAGGCCAGGCAACUGCUGUACUAUUACCAACUGAAACCCAGUAACCAGACCCGGGUUGAGCUGGUUGAAGGGCCGGUUUGGGCGGAUGUCGUGCCUGCGAGGAUUCUGAGAAGGGCCGAGUUGAUUCGGCUGUUUGAGGAUUUUGUGGGACUCGGGUUCCAGGUUCAUCUGGAUACUGAUGGCUUUCCAGUGGUACACAGAGGCAAAGAAGCUUUCAAGUUUGUUCGCGGUCGUCGACCAACGUCAACCAGUAUCCGCUCCAAGGACCCGCAUAAACUCAUCGACCGCUUCCGGAAUAAUCUCGCAAUUGAUCGCAAAUCAGCAGCUCAGAAAUUAAAAAUUAAACCCUGCGGGAUGCGAAUCCCCGGGAUUAAUUCUCAGGUGCUGCCGGCGAGAAUUAGCGGCUCUUUUCGUCGGUCCCCUGGAGGGGAAUCUUUGGAGAAACUUAUUGUUGAAGAGGAUCAAGUUUUGGGAGUCAAUGCAAGUUGCAGCACUCACGAGCUUGACAGUCCAAUUGACGAAAUUCAGAUGAUCAAGAAUUACAAGAGGAAAAAGGACUCGAGUGGAAGAGAAUUUGUUGAAACGACUCGGCAACUGAAAACUGUAAAAAGUCGACAGAGUUCCUUUCGUCGUAAAGAAAAACCUGAUCGUUUUCAGUCAUCCUUAAACUUUGCUAGGUGCUACUUCGUUAGGAGCAGUGGCCUAAACAUACGCCUGAAGGAAAUUGCAGACCACGGGCUCAAGUUCCCAGACACCAGCACAUCCAGCAAAACCCAACCUUGUCGAAACCCAACCGAUCCCAAUAAUACGGACCCAUCCCAGAGUUCCCGGGUCAUUGCGGGUCAAGACGAGAAUAACCCCGAUGUCGAUAAAACACAUUCCGAUUCCAGUGCGAAAGACUCGAAAGCAUCGCAUCCUAGGUCGGAAAUGCCCAUUGAAAUUAUUUGCAACCUGUCUUUGCUUUUCAAGUACGAGAAAAAGUACUUGAAACAACUCAAUGACUGCUUGGCCAAGAUGAACAUUCCGCCAAUCCAGCCUGACGCUGUUGACCAAUUUUUGCGGACUCUGACGGAAACCCAUCAAGAAACUGAAACAUCUUUCGCGGAAAAAGUGCCUUCAAAAACUCAAAACGAAGUGGCAUCAGCACAAGUUUCAACGACGAAUCAGGAAAACACUCCACAGAACGAAAUCCCGCAAAUGAUGAAGAAUUUGCACGACGAAGAAAAGAACAUGUUUGGACCUCCUCGAGCAGAUUCUCUUUCCAGAGCCGGUUCUAAUCAACCCAUUUUAGUUGAACCUCGGAUUUCCACUAAUAAUCUAAGAAACAAACAAAAUGUGUGUCAAAAGAAAUCUGACUUUGGACGCAAAUUCGUUUUUGGACCCGGUGAAGAAGAAGAGAGUUUAGUGAAGGAUUUUGAACCUCUGACACCGAAUUUCGGACGCGUUUCUAGACGUCCUUCAGCUGCUGUGAAUCCAAAAAUCAACGAUGACGAUCCGGAAACUGGAGAAAUUCAUCUUCCAAAUGCAAUGAAGCAGUCACAAGUCAAACAACUUCUCGCUGAUUUCCAUCAAGAAGGAGAAACCGGAAGUGGCGAAGAAAUCGGCAUGACCUAUUAUUCUCCUGCACCAAAACAUGUCAAACCAAUUCACAGCAAUCAUAAUCAACAGAAGGAUUUGGCUAAUAUUCUGAAGCAUAAAGAAAACUUGAGGGCUUUCAUGAUGGACAAAUCGCAGCCUUCGGGGACCAUGGAAUGCAUUACGAGGGACUUCCUCCAAAGCCAUUCGGACAUUUCGUCGCCGACUUCGUUUCCAUCGAGUCUGAGUCAGUCGCAACACAGUGGGAUUGACAAUAAUAAUAAUGAAGAAGACGGACUUCGACUCACUUUUAAAAGCAGUUCAACAAAAAAAGAAGCAGGACGGAAAUCU